Molecule: messenger RNA, 3847 nt
Organism: Haliotis rubra (blacklip abalone)
Lineage: Eukaryota; Metazoa; Mollusca; Gastropoda; Lepetellida; Haliotidae
Product: ubiquitin carboxyl-terminal hydrolase MINDY-1-like
Exons: 9
Coding region: 139-1902 (587 amino acids)
Biological process (GO): protein K48-linked deubiquitination
Cellular component (GO): cell periphery; cytosol
Molecular function (GO): cysteine-type carboxypeptidase activity; cysteine-type deubiquitinase activity; K48-linked deubiquitinase activity
Source: RefSeq, a predicted model, not a curated record
UUGGUUCCUACUUCCGGUCGGGAUGCUGUGAAGUCUGGGUGUUAGUUGAUAUUUAGUACGCAGAUGUGAGCGAAUUUAUGUCAGUUCGUAUAUAUAAGUGACAGAGUCAAUGUAGAUCUGAAAGUAGUUUGGUGAGAAAUGUCUUCAGGCAAUGAUCAGAGUCCCAGAAAAACUACAGCGUGUGGAUCGGAGAUGGAAGCAAGCCAGACCCAAUCUACAAGUGACAGUUCACCUCAGGCCAGGCCUGGCAGUGAUCAAGAUGCAAAUAACUCCAAUGUAUCAAUGCUGAAUGAAAAACCUAGUACUGAGAAUACUGAUAAAACAGCAAAAUCUAAUUCUGAAGCAGCUAACCCUGGUGCAGAAGAAAGUUUGAAUUCACUUGAGGCAGAUCAAAAUGGCACACAAACGAGCAGUAAAGGACAAGCUGAGGUCACGCCCAUGGACCAAACUGGAUCUGAUCAAGCAGUCAGUAUGGACAUUGAAAUUGAUGCACAGCCAGAAAAUGUAGAGUUACCUCCCACUGAUAACAAACCAAAUGUGGAGUUACCUCCCCUUGAUGGGUCUGCUGCAGCUGAAACAUCAACUUCAAAAGAAAGUGAAACACCUGCAACAGAUGUAGCCUUGAGCAAUGUUGUAGAGUUGCCUCCCCCUGAUGAAUCGUCUGGUGGUGAACCUGGCACUUCUGCCUCCGGUGCUAAAGAUGACUUGUCAGGCCAAAGUGUUUAUUAUAUUAAAUGGAUUCACUACAAACAGAACAAAGUGCCAAUUAUAACACAAAAUGAAAAUGGACCCUGUCCUCUCUUGGCAAUAAUGAAUGUUUUAUUGUUGAAGGGCAAGGUCAAACUUGCUCCUAUGAUUGAGAUGAUCACGUCGGAACAGCUUAUGACGUAUUUAGGGGAGAGUAUCUUAGACAGCAUGCCAGAGAAUCUCUCCAAGUCUGUUCGAGCCAACUAUGAGCAGAAUAUGCAAGAUGCUAUGUCUGUGAUGUACAAACUCCAAACUGGCCUUGAUGUCAAUGUCAAAUUUUCUGGGGUAUCAGACUUCGAGUACACCCCUGAGUGUAUCAUCUUUGACCUGCUGGGCAUCCCCCUGUACCACGGCUGGCUGGUGGACCCCCAGGACCCAGUGUGUACCUCUGAGGUGGGCAUGUGCAGCUACAACCAGCUAGUGGAGAAGAUCAUCGCACAGAAGAGUUCCGACAGGGAGGAGACAGUCACUGAAGCACUGGUGGCGGAGCAGUUCCUGGACCGUACAGCCUCCCAGCUCACCUACUAUGGUCUGUGUGAGUUGAACACGUCCGUGAAGGAAGGGGAACUGUGUGUCUUCUUCCGAAACAACCACUUCAGCAACCUCUAUAGAGUCAAUAAUGAGCUUUUCCUGCUGGUGACGGACCAGGGCUUUCUCACCGAGAGCAACGUGGUCUGGGAGACACUCUCCAACGUGGAAGGGGACUGCCACUUCGUUGAUGCCAACUUCCGCACAUACACCAAACCAGAGCCCGUUGGCAACAUCGCCGCGGGCAGUGUACCUGUUGGCAGUGAUCAGCAGAUUGACCAAGACUACCAGGUGGCCCUGUCCCUGCAACAAGAGGCCGAGUUACGGGAGGAGCCCGAGCCGGUCUGGGGGCAGUACGUCCAGGAGAGCAGUGCCCUACAGAUGGCAGAUCAUGAACUUGCUCGCCGUCUUCAAGAAGAAGAAGAUAGACGCGCUGCAGCUGCAGUCAAUGCAAGUCAGCAAAGAGCAGCGCAGCAACAACAACAAGGUCAAGCUCAAGCUCAAGCUCAAGGAGGUCAAGGCCAUCCUCAAGUCGCAGCAGCAGCAGCAGCACAUUCCUCCAAUAGCCGUCAAGGUCGAGACAGACCUCGAGAAGAGAAAAAGGAGAAAGAUUGUACAAUAUUGUGACACAACUGGCCUGGUUGUGAAGAGAGAGCGACUGUGAUAAUCUCUACCAUUCGAAUCACUGCCGCAAUCUCAACAAAUGUAAACAGCUUUGCUGAGGACUUUUAUAAAGGGAGAUAACUGUAAAACAUGUUUGUAUACAGGGAGAUAACUCUAAAUGGUUCCUGCUCUCACAUAGUAGUGGGACAUAUUCUAUCAUAAGAUGUUAUGUAUUUUGAUGAAAAAUACUUGUCUACAAUACCAUUGAUGGUUAGCCCAUUAGCUCAUGAAUUACACCAAGGUGAAAAAUAUUCAUAAAUAAACAAUUUACAGUAUUUUAACAGAACAAAUUUCCAUUUGUGGUGUUUUCACAUUGUAAGUGAAAAACACCAUCUUGUCAGAUCAUUUGGCAUCAUUUAACCCAUGAUUACUGUUAAGGUUAGUGUUUUCCUGAUGGCCAUUCUGGGGUCCCUGCAUUAUUUACUGGUGCACACAGGCGACCUAACAAAACCUGUGUUGAGCCUCUAUGACAUGACCAAGUGGUGCACUUUAAACAACAGAGAGAGUGACUGUGGCAUAGGUAGCAACCGCAGCUAUGUCUACCACUGUUCUGCUGUCCAUCACUAAAUGACCAUGUGGGCUGGACAAUCUCUACCGUUGUCUUGGUUACCUGAGGUGGCCGUUUAGAAUCCCUGGACCAUGUUUGCAGGAAUCAAUGUUGUGAUUAUAUUGAGACUGACAUUAUGACACAAAUGUUGUUGAUUUUAUACUUAGGUUGUUGAUUGUUUGAAGUGCCAGUGUUUGAAGAUUUCAAACAAUAUUUUUCUGUUAUGUUACUGUAUAAAGAAAGAGCAAACAGUGGUUAUGAAAUACCAUAAAGUCAGUUCGAUAAGCUUAGAGCAUCUAUUUUACUUUGGUUAGAGUUAUGGAGGAUUAGAAAAGUUGGUUAAACUCUGGACAUUCAAGGAGGAAUCAAGUAUGGUAGCCUUAUGGUCCCUGAAAACAGGUUCUGGCAAGAUUGAAUGAAUCUCUAAGGACAAAUUGUUUGUUCUUCCGGAAUACUGUCUUGUAAUUUUAGCCAAGAGCUGAAAGGGGGAUGAAUAUGGGAUGCUGGAACUAUAAAGGGGGAAAUGAGUAUAGAAUCUGGGUGAUUGUUUUAUUAAAUAUUUGCUCUGGUUUCUGUGACAAGUGAGGGUUUGGAUUGGUACACCAUAAAAGACACCAAGAUGCCAAUUUUGCAAACACUGUAUUGGCUUAAAAUGUUUUUCUUUCUUUUUUUAAUAUUAAUUUAAAUAUUUUUUGUCUCUAUUUAAGUAUAAUCAGUUGUUAUGACAAUGUUUUCAGCCUUCCCCUGCAUGCCUUUUUCUUUCAAAAUAUUGUGUAAAACUUGUAACAGAGAAAUAUUUGUUUGACAUGUUUUGUGCUCAAUAAGAAAGCAAAUCUCUAACCCACUGACAGCUGAGAGGUACAAUUUCAAUCAUAUCCAUGCUGUUAGUACCAUUCACAAGGAUAUGGAUGUACUGUCUGUCCUGGUUAUAAUGCCACCAUUCGUCUGGGAAGAUUGAUGGCAUUAUAACCAGGGUGGCGUUAUAACGAGGGAAGACAAAUCUGUUGGUCAUAACCAUCUCCGACUUCAAUAUCUUAUAUACAUGUGAGAUAACUAUUAAAGGAAACAUACAUUCUUUACAUGACGUCAAGCAUUUAACUGGACCUUCUCAGAGGAAUGAUUUUGGUAACAAGAAUGCAGUAAAUGUCAAAUGUCUGUGUAUGUUCACAAAUGAGAUUUGAACACUUCCAAAAUAUACGUAAUCUUAUGAGACUUCUGUGCAGUUAGAGCACAUGCUUAGAUAAAAGUCAUAGUUCCUACUCAGACUAGGAUAUGUGUGAUAUCUAGUCACAAGACACCAGUGUAAGUCCCAUUGAUCAAAUAAGGCUUUGCAGUGGUUCACUAUCUGCAAAAAAAUGAAAA